This is a messenger RNA of Sphaerodactylus townsendi, 1223 nucleotides long. It is a transcript of the gene ABHD11, whose product is annotated as abhydrolase domain containing 11. The coding region runs from base 33 to 947 and encodes 304 amino acids. The transcript has 6 exons. Lineage: Eukaryota; Metazoa; Chordata; Lepidosauria; Squamata; Sphaerodactylidae. The record is from RefSeq and is a predicted model, not a curated record. Gene Ontology annotation, cellular component: mitochondrion.
UCUCCCUGGUGACUGGCCACGCCCUCCCAAAGAUGCUCCGCGCGCUCGGCUUCUCGAGGUGGGCUCAGCCGUCGCCCCUCCGACCCCUCCUCGUUCACCAAGCCAAGGGAAAAAGGGCGCUUGCAAGCCACGUGAUGACGCCACUUCCCCUUUCGUAUGCAGUGCUUGAUGGACCCUCACCUCAACCUCCACUUGUUUUUCUCCAUGGUCUCUUUGGAAGCAAAACCAACUUCCAGUCCCUCGCCAAAAUGUUUGUGCUCCAGACUGGCCGCAAGGUGCUGACAGUCGAUGCCCGUAACCAUGGCAGCAGCCCCCACAGCCCGCUGAUGUCUUACAAAGCCAUGAGUGCUGAUGUCCAGCUCCUCCUUCAGCAGCUGCACCUUCACAAGUGUGUCUUGAUUGGCCACAGCAUGGGGGGCAAGACGGCCAUGGUACUUUCGCUCCAGCGGCCAGAACUGGUGGAGCGCCUGGUAUGUGUCGACAUCAGUCCCAGUGUAACAUCCACUGUCACCAGCUUCCCAGCCUUCGUGGCUGCCAUGCAGGCCGUGGACAUCCCGCGGGGUCUCCCUCGCUCCACUGCUCGCCGGCUGGCUGAAGAGCAGCUGCGCUCGACUGUCCCGGAGCCAACCAUCCGCAACUUUCUGCUCACCAAUCUGGUGUCUUCUGAGGACCAGUUUGUGUGGCGGGUGAAUUUGGAGGCCAUCUCCCACCAUCUGAACGAAAUGAUGAGUUUCCCUGAUUUCCAGACGUCCUACACAGGCCCCACUCUUUUCCUUGGAGGCUCGAAAUCUGAGUACAUCAGCUCCAAUGACUACCCAGAGAUCGAACGGCUUUUCCCCCAAGCAGAGAUCCAGUACGUGCCUGAUGCCGGACACUGGGUUCACGCCGAUCAACCCCAACAAUUUCUUGCUGCUGUGUGUAACUUCCUAGAGCUGUCUCCACCAUAGAGUUUCUGGAAGGAUCGUCACAAACUGCCCUCUCGGAGCAAAAACAAGGCAGGAUUGAUAUCCUUCCUCAUUACUGGAAGCUCCCCCACUCCAUUUCCAUCCAUGACUCCACAAGCUCAAACUGGGGCUGUCUAUGCGUGUGAUUUCCCCUGUAGUCAGUUUUACUGGACACUUGAGCGGCUUUCAGCAGAUCCUGUGGUGGCCGGAACACCACUUCCCUUCUGUCUCCUCUGUACAGUGUGUAAUAUUAAAGUGAUGGUUUGUUUUGCUUUUCUC